This is a messenger RNA of Lytechinus pictus (painted urchin), 4028 nucleotides long. RefSeq names its product agrin-like. NCBI's taxonomy places the organism in Eukaryota, Metazoa, Echinodermata, Echinoidea, Temnopleuroida, Toxopneustidae. Bases 1 to 528 code for a protein of 175 amino acids. Gene Ontology annotation, biological process: anatomical structure development. The record is from RefSeq and is a predicted model, not a curated record. The transcript has a single exon. Gene Ontology annotation, molecular function: collagen binding; protein binding; calcium ion binding.
AUGUCAGUUCGACAGUGUCAGACGUGCCGCCGAUCCCAAUUGAACCCUGUCUGUGGCAACAAUGGGAAAACGUAUUCAUCAUUUUGUCACCUCCAAAGAGCCGCCUGUAUAAUGAAGAAAAAGCUAAAGAAAACGAAUCUCCGAUUCUCCAGAUGGGGAGAUUGCUCCACGAUGGCAACUCGGGUAAAGAACGCUGGUACAACGCGGAUGCCUACGCAGCGAGUGACCAUGAAAUCUACGACACACCCACAUUCCACGCACGCGCAUCCUACGAACACGCGCAUCACAACGUACACUCCCUCCACAAUCCAAUCACAAACCUCACCGAUGACAAGAAGCAAGAAAGUGUGUUUCGUGUGCUAUCCGGUGCGCAUAGCCACGCCGGUAUGCGCGAGCAACGGCGUGACGUACGAUUCAAUGUGUCAGCUUAUUCGAGUUGCCUGCUUGACUGAACAAGCUACGGGAAAACGAGGACCAUCUUACAUCAACACAGGACAAUGUGCACCUCCAAGAAGGAGGACAUCGUAACAUACUACACAGGAAGGGUUAAAAAUAGGCAAAGGGGAUUUAAAAAAAAAUAUGUUCUUAUCUUUUAGCGAAGUCAAAGUUAGGCCUACUUUUUUGGGGAAAAAAAAUCGGAAUUCAUUGAUUUCUAUCAAGUUUGACUCUGAUCACGUAAACAUUACUCUCUUCCUGCCACGAUCAAAGUGUCCAUGGUAAAUCCUUAAUGUCAUAUUCAAGCUUAGUCUGUGAACUAAAUCUGGUUCAGUAAAUCAUCAUUAUUUUUGUUAUUGUUCCCUUUGAUAUCAUAUAUCAUCCCAGGUAAUGACUGUGUAUAUUGUCACAGAUAUCGUUACCUUUCCUUUUGUGCAUUCAUCACAAUUUUUAAAUCUAUUCCCCAAUGAACAAUAUUGAAGUCAAAGAUGCACAUGCACUCUCUAUAUUUUUUUUCUUGUUAAAGUUGUUGUCAAGGUGAAGUCAAUUUAUAUGAGCAUUGGAAUCAUCCUUCAUAAUUCCAGUCAAGGUCAUGAAAUUUAUUUCAUGAUUGAUGAUGCAUCCCGAAUAAAUAAUGAUUUAAACUUGGAUAAUGAUACCCCGAUGCAUAAUACACUAUAAAUCUUAUUCAAAAAUAUCGUUACACCAUCGAAACAAAUUACGUAUAAUUGAAUAAAAUGAAGGGGUUAGCUGGGGGCAACUAUAAUUGGAAUAAAUUUAUCACCAUUUUUCAUUUGCAUAUCUUGGUAGAAAGAUAUACAUAUUGGGGCGCUCUAACUAGGAGAGCAUUGGAAUAAUUCUGUCCAUUAGAAUAAGCAACUGCUUGAAAGAAGAACUGUUGUUAACCAAUUGCAUCAAUAUACCCCUUAAAAUCAUUUUUGAUUGAUGUCUUUUAAGAGUGUAUUUACAUUAUUGUCCUAGAUCGACCAAAGGCAUAUAAAUUUGCCUAUCCUAAGGUAUAUGCAUAGCAAUAAAUCAGUGACCACUAAAUGUUGCCAGAUUUUCACGUUUUGGGUUACACCAUUUAAACUGCCGACUAUCAAAUAAAUCCAAUAUGGCUGUAUUCAAUUCCACUUUGUCUUUCUAAUUUCAAUAUGGAAUAAACCGAGAACUACUGCAGCUUCAGAUGCUUAUUUUCAAACCUUAACUUUUUGGCAAUUCGAAGUUGGAAUGUGAAACCAGUUUUUGUUCAGCACGCGCUAGACCCCGUGCUUUCGGAAAGGUCAGUGAAUAAAUCGACGAUAUUGCCGAAUAAUGUUUCUUUCCAAUAAACACGCUGUGUGCCCUAAGGCUGUGUUUCCUUCAUCCAUUAUAUAGAAAUCAUUAAGACAACGUCCUGGAAGUAAGAGAAGAACUUUUUUUUAUAAAGACAUCGUACCCAUUAACUUCCACCUCUCUCAACCCGGUUUAAGCAGGCGCCACAUGGUAUUUUUUAAUUCAUUUUUUUGUUUAAUAGAUUCAAUUCAAUUCAAUUUAUUAAUAAUUCAUAAAAUGCAAAGCAGAUAUAUACAAUAAAAUGUGUAUGGGUAUCACAACAAAAGCCUAUGGCUUGCUAAACAGUGAUCCCCUUACAUACAAAAUAUACAUUAUGACAUGGUAAAUCAAGAACAUAAAAGAACAAUCAAAUCUACAAUAGGUCAAUUACAACCAGACUACAAACAACAGACAAAAAAAAAACAAAAAAAAAAACAGAAAAAUGUUUUGUGUAGGUUUUGUAGAAUCAAUAUGCAGAUAAAAUAAUGUUUCUAUAUUUAGAUUUAAAAGCAUAUUGUGAAUGUAUAUUUUUUAUUUCAGAUGUAAGAGCAUUCCAUAAUUUAGUACAUUUAAAGAUGAUGGAGUUACGCUGAGUGAGAUAUAUACGACAAUGUGGCAAGAUAGCGUUAUUCUUAUUACGUGUAUUAAAUGAGUGCUUAAAUUUACUGUUAGAAAAUAAAUCAUCUAAAAUAGGAGGUAGUGAGCCGUUAAAAUGAGAAAACAUAAAGAUUGCCAAUUUCAGGUUAAUCAAAUCAGAGAGCUUUAAUGUAUUUAAGUUUUUGAAAAGAGAAGUAGUAUGAGCAAGGUAGUGCGAGUUUGUGCACAGCCGAAUUGCUUUCUUUUGCAAAACGAAUAGCCGAUUAAUGUUUUUUGAAGUAGUACCUGACCAAAUUAUUCCACAGUAAUUUAAGUACGGCAAGAUGAAGGCAUUAUAUAACAUGAAUAAGGUUUUUAAAGGUAUGAAAUGACGAAUUUUGCGCAUAAUACCUAUGUACAUACUUAUUUUCCCAUGAAUAUUAUUAACAUGCUCUGUCCAAUUUAGUCUUUCGUCGAUUGUAACACCUAAAAAGUUUAUGCUGUGAACAUUUUCUAUUUCAGUAUUAUCUAUUUUAACUGUGAGAUUAGGGGCAGAAUGUUUUUUGAAUGAACGGAAUAUUAUGUACUUGGUUUUAUUUAUAUUAAUCAUCAAUUUAUUUGCUUUAAGCCAAUUUGCAACGGACAGAAGUUCACUAUUGGCUAAUUCAAUCAAUUUUGAUUCAUUUUUAUGUGACAAUAUGAUAUUAGUAUCAUCUGCAUACAGUACAAAUUUUAAUAUUUUAGAGGAAUAGAUAAUAUCGUUAACAUAAGUUAAAAACAACAAAGGACCUAGUAUACUUCCUUGUGGGACACCGCAUGUUAUUGGCAAAAUAUUAGAUUUAGUAUUAUUAAAAAAAGUAAACUGUUUGCGAUCAGAAAGGUAGUUUUGAAACCAGUUAUAUGCUACACCUCUGACGCCGUAAUGCCUAAGCUUAUAGAGUAGUAUAUUGUGGUCGAGUGAGUCAAAGGCUUUGCUGAGGUCAACAAAGAUAGCCAUGGGAAUUUCUUUUGUGUCGAGAGAAUGUAUUAUAUGUUGUAUAGUAUACACUAAUGCCUUUUCUGUAGAGUAGGACUGGCGGAAACCAAAUUGUUCAUGUAUUAGAAUGUUAUUGUGCAUUAAGUGGUUGUAAAGUCUUUUAUAAACGACGCGCUCAAGGAUCUUUGAGAAUGUAGGCAAUAGGGAUAUUGGGCGGUAAUUAUCGACGAGGUGCUUAUUGUCUUUUUUAUAUACAGGGAUAAUUUUUGCUGUUUUAAAAUCAUCGGGUACAGUACCUGUUGAAAUUGAAAGAUUGAAAAUGACAGUUAAAGGAUGAGCUAUACCAUGAAUUAUUUUCUUUGUAAGUUUAGCAUUUAUAUCAUCAUGACCACAUGACACUGUAUUCUUCAUAUCAUGAACGAUAUUUAUAAUUUCAGAUUCACUUGUAGGAAGUAGAAAAAGUGAAUUGAAAGACUUAUUAUUAAGGUAUUCAUGAAAACUUUUACUUGAUUUGUUUAUCUUUUUUGAAAUAGUUGGUCCGAUACUUGAAAAAUAAGAAUUAAACAUGUUAGCCAUUUCACCUUCAUCAUUAAUACGUCUGUUAUGACUAUCAAGAUAUUGGGGUAGUUUCGAAGUAGUUUUACUUCCCAUAAUUUCUUUAAUAAUUUCCCAAGUCUUGGUUAUAUUCUUUACAUUGUUUGUCAGUAUUCGUGAGUAAAAUUCUUUU